AUGAAGCUUUCUACCUGUAAUGAGUUGGAAGUACAGCCGCCAGGAACUUUUAUGGGGCAUUGUUGUGGGAUUGUGGCUAAGGUUUGUAAAUCAAAAGCAAAAACUACAGUUUUAAUGAAAUGCAGCACUGGUCAGAUUUUUGUGGUCACUGCUUUUGCAACUGUAGUUGGGAAGUAUGGUGUUUUUGUAGAGCUGUGUCAGGAAGGAAGUGUGAGUCUAACAAUCAGAAGUUUUAUUUUUCGAUUUAGGUCGUCGAUUUAA
Molecule: messenger RNA, 261 nt
Organism: Meloidogyne enterolobii
Lineage: Eukaryota; Metazoa; Nematoda; Chromadorea; Rhabditida; Meloidogynidae
Source: the annotation of a GenBank genome assembly